Messenger RNA from Paramecium tetraurelia, 615 nucleotides. RefSeq lists its product as uncharacterized. Lineage: Eukaryota; Ciliophora; Oligohymenophorea; Peniculida; Parameciidae. Gene Ontology annotation, molecular function: calcium ion binding. The record is from RefSeq and is a predicted model, not a curated record. The transcript has 2 exons.
AUGAAUAAAAAGAAAAAUACAAUUUCAGCUCCUACUUUACCUUAAAAUAAAUUAUUUGCUUCCUAACUAGUCCCCCCUCCACAAUAAUUAAGUCCCACCAACUCAAGUUCAUCCUUUAUACCACCAGAGCCUAAAUUUGACCCAAACGAUUACAUUACUGCCACAACUACAAAGAGGGAUAUUAUUUUAUAUAAAGAAAUCUUUGAUUUUCUAGAUUCAAAUAACAAUGGGGUCAUAUAACCCAUGGAUCUCAGAAAGGCCUUUGCUAUGGUUGGCAAAUAUCAACCAAAAAAACAGAUCCUUUAUCAAAUGAUUGCAGAUUUCGAUUCUGAUCAAAGUGGUAUUAUUGAAUUUAGGGAAUUUGUAAGAAUGAUGUCCACACAUCCUGGAGAAAAAGAUACUGAUGAAGAUUAUGCAAAUGUAUUCUAUUAGAUUGAUCAGGACUAUAAGGGCUACAUCACCAUUGAUGACUUAAGAGAAUUGGCUUCAGAGUGCAAUGAAAAUCUGAAUGAUGAAUCAUUGUAAAGUAUCAUUUAAAGUUGUGAUCCUGAAGGCAAUGGAACCAUUCGAGAAAAGCAAUUUGUGAGAUACAUGAAAUCAUUGCAAAGAAGAUGA